Messenger RNA from Effrenium voratum, 2968 nucleotides. The record is from the annotation of a GenBank genome assembly. Lineage: Eukaryota; Dinophyceae; Suessiales; Symbiodiniaceae.
GUCCAAUUCGGGAUCUCUUCCCUCUCGGCGCGCCCGGCGCAUGGCCCGCGCGCCGCCGGGCGUCGCGAUGGGCGCGGCGGAGCGCCGCGCGCGGAACUGGGCGGAGCUGGCGCGGAGCGCGCGGGAAAGCCAAGACCUGGCGGAGGAGGAGGAGUUCUGGCGCCGCGUGCGGCGGCGCAAAGCUGCCUGCGCUGCCACCGCUUCCGCCGCGAGUUCGGAAGCUGUGAAGGGCCGGGCGGUGCCGUGUGAGCCUACGGCGCCUUCCGACGGCCGCCUGUCAGACCCCGUGGCUUCGGACGCCCGCGCCCGCGUGGACCUCAGCGCCGCCGGCCGCCUGGUGCGGCGCUUGGCGCGACCGGCGGCGGCGGCGCCGGAGGCGGAGGCGGCGGAGGACCUGCCCAUAGCCAUACAGCGGCACUACGAGGUCCUGGGCUUGCCACCGGGCAGUGCGACAUCGGAGGCCCAGCGCGCCCUACUGCGCCGGCAGCAGGCGGAGUCGGCGGAGUCGACGGCGAGUUCCAAGGCGGCACACGCGGCCUACGAGGCGAUCUGCGAGCAUUUGGGUGAGCGGCCCUGGUCGCGCAUGCCGCCCCCCCGCUCCACGAUGAGCACUCCGAUCCGCGGCAGGGGACGGGAUCUCGCGGAAAGCGUGGUGGCCAACACGCAGCACCUGGAUCGCCUCAUCGCAGAAGGUGGGCCACAGGGUGGCGAAAAAGGCUUCGCCCAGAGGACCACGGCUGCCACCGCGAUGAACGACGCCUCCUCGCGAUCUCACUGUGUCUUUACAAUCUGCUUGCACUACCAGGCUCCAUGGAGCUCCUGCUUUUAUGGCCUGGCUUGCCUGGUGGGCACGGAGCGCUUCAGCCCGUCCAGGAAAGAGGACCACCUGGGCCUGCUGCCGGCGCCGGAGGUGAUCUUCGGAGUCUUGGACUUUUUGCCGCCCUCUGCGCUCGCAGCUCUGGCCAGCUCUAGCUCCACCUGCCGGCGGGCUUCAGACUCUGAGGAGGUCUGGCGUAGGACCUGCCUUCGGACCUGGGCCACGAAGCAGCACUCCGCAAGGAUCAGGAGCUGGUUAUCCGAGCCAAAGCCUGGCAGAGGCGACCCAGAGGAGAGCUGGAAGGCGCGCUAUGUGCUCGCCUUGAAGGAUCGACAUCGUUGCCGCAUUCUGCCGGAGGAGCUGUGCUGGGAUGCAGCUCGGGACGGCGAGUCCGGUCGACCCUUGCCUCGCCGAUGGCAUUUGAAGAUGCAUUUGGGCCGCUGGGUGGACAAGGAGGUGAUCUUCAGCCCGGGCGGAGGCUCGCUGGCGGACUUCGACUUUCGGGUGCUGAACUUCCGGGUCUUUCAAGAGCUCCCCUGGCGGCCCCCAGGCGAGGAGCAGGAUGAUCUGGACUUGGGUGAUGGGGUAGAGGACGCUGAUGAGGAGUCCCAGGGCAGCUUGCCUUCGGAGAGCGAGGUCUCCGGCCAGGACUCUCAUGUCCCGGACCACGACCUCGACAGCGACACUCCCCGCAGCGAGGAAGGGGAGAGCCGCAUCGAGGAGACCGAGCGCAGCGAGCGGAGCGAGCGGAUGGAGCGGAUGGAGCGGGUGCCGGUGCCGGUGCUGUCCACGCCCAUGAUGGACAUGGACGCCUUGAGCUACCGCUCCCGGGACCGCCCGCUCCUGCGCCACACCUUGGCGGCGCUCGGGGGCCGCGGCUCCGUCCCCGGCCCAGAGGCCGCGGCCAUCCUCGACGGCCGGCGGAGGGAGCUGCCGCGGCCAAGAUUCCUUCGGACGUUGCGGCCCCCGCCGCCCCCGCUGCUGCACUUUGGGCGGCGCUUCGCCGACGGACCGUUCCUCAUGCCCCUGCCGCUGCCUUUGGCCGCGGUGCCCUUGCCGACUCCCCCGGUGCCCCGGCGCCGGCCCCGCAGCUCCGGCUGCGAGCUCAUGGAGGUGCCAUCGCUGCCCUUCCUGCUGCGCGUGGGCCGAACCCCGGACUGGGGCUGGAGCCUGACGCCGGUCUCGGAGGGGCCUGAGGUGCCGGUCGGGAACGGCCGGAAGCCCCGGAUGGAGACAGCUCCACUCCUCGCCGAGAGUUGCUUCGUGCCUUUGGAGUCGGAGCUUCGCAGUGACACGGAGCUCCAGCAUUGCAUUGACGCGGAGGUGGACAGCCCAGGCGAAGAGAAGCGGGACUGGGACAUCCUCCAGGAGUUCGAGCUGGACUGGACCCAAGCGUCCGAGGACCCCUCACCGCCCUCCACGCCGAAGAAGACGAAGUCGGCGAAGAGCCCAAGGAGCUGUGAGAAGUUCUUGGAAGCUGGACAUGAUGUGGAGGAGCAAGGGGAGUUGCAGAGCAAGACCCACCUGUCCUUCGACAUCGCGCAUAGCCCGACGCCGGGCUAUUCGCCAGCGCAGGUGGACCUGAGCCUUGACCAGGAGUUGGAGGGUCGCAUCGCCGUGCACCUGGGACGGCCGAUGGCUCUGUCUGCGGUCGGGGCGAUGGCGUCGGAGGGCGGUGCUCAGCUGAAGGAACUUGGGGACACCCUGCGCUUCUGUGCGGAUGCGAGCCGAGAGGAGCUUGCAGAUGGGGUUCUGGCUGGAGAGUUUGCAGAGGCAGAAUCAGAGGCAGCAGCGGCGGACGCAGCGGAAGAGGAAGCAGAGGAGACAGAGGAUUGCGCGCCCGAGGGCGCUGGGGAAAAGAUUUGUUCGACUGACUCGCCAGAAGCUUCCGCAGCAUGCCCCGUUGUUUCAGAUGGUGAUAGAGCACGCUCCCAAGCCAGCGUUGGCAUUGCAGAGGAUCUCGGUAUGACGAUUGCCAGCCAGCGGUGUUCCCACGGCAAGCAGCAGACAAGCAGAGCGACAGCAGCCACCAGCUGUUCGAGCAACUUGUGGAGACUGAGGAUGCCUGUGAGGAAGACGGAGGGGAGCACAACCAGUCACUUGGCAGAGCGACAGCAGCCACAAGCUGUUCGAGCAACUUGUGGAGACUGA